Messenger RNA from Xenopus tropicalis (tropical clawed frog), 3861 nucleotides. It is a transcript of the gene tmem8b, whose product is annotated as transmembrane protein 8B. Bases 180 to 2555 code for a protein of 791 amino acids. NCBI's taxonomy places the organism in Eukaryota, Metazoa, Chordata, Amphibia, Anura, Pipidae. The transcript is spliced from 13 exons. The record is from RefSeq and is a predicted model, not a curated record. Gene Ontology annotation, cellular component: plasma membrane; membrane.
ACUCAUCCAUACCUGAGGCAAUGCCAUCAGCUGGCAGCUUCCUGUGAUCGACAGCGACCCCAUCCAAUCCCCUGGCGGCGUUCCCUUGCGUCCCUCCCCCCCGCCAAUAGGAGCCGCUCGGUUGCAGGCAGCGGUGGGACAGAGGCAGGAAGUGGCGGGCAGUAGCCCAUUGUGCAGGGAUGAGAGCGGAGCGGCGGGGAGGGGGAGGUGCCGGGUACCUGGGACAGCUCCUGGUGCUGCUGGCCGCCGGCCUGGCUGAUGGUCUCUUUGUCACCGAUUACUUCACUCGCACCCCACGGAAGCUGAAUCCCUUCCGCUCGGUCGGCAGCGUGGAGCUUUUCCAUUUCCACAUCCCAGAGGACACAGUGAUUGCUGUGUGGAACCUUAUAACCUUUAAGGAACAGGGGGGCACCUUCGGAGACAACUGCCCUGACCGCACCAUCACUGUGUAUUUCCGAGCAGGGGCUCCCCCAGUUAUCAAUCCCUUGGGUGCUCACUUCCCCCGAGAUACAGCAGUUCCUGGAACGUUCACCCUCACUCUGACGUGGACCCUGCCAAACCGGACCACUGGGGUGUUCAAUGUGACCAGCCCACUUCCUGGUGACUGGUUCCUAGCGGCUCACCUUCCAAAGGAUGAUGGGAAAAUUACUAUCAAGGGGUUACACGAUGAGUGCCAGUAUCUGUUCCAGCCCCAGCUUAUUGUGCAGCGAGCUGUCGGUGUGCCGGUGCUGUACCCUGGAUACGUGACUGAGCAGAUGCUUCCAGUGCACAAUCGCUCGGCACUGUACAAGGUGUUUGUACCUCAGUUCACCUCUGGGCUGCGAAUCCACCUCCUGGGCUGCCGAACUGGGACACACUUGGGAGAAACUUGCCCCCUUCUGCUAAGACUUCGUGCCAAGGCUCCCCCUCUGCAUAACUCUUCCAGCCAGGACUGCCCCCUACCCUCUGGUUGCCAAUUGCUUAUGCCACUGCCCCUCUGGCAGCACUGGUAUUACAUAUUGGUAGAGAGAACUGGUGUCCCAGGCACUGCCAUCUACUUCCAGCUUACGGCACAUCUGCAUGACUGCUCCCGCCCUGGGCUUACUCGAAUUGCUGGGCCCAGCUCCACUCUGAACAUGCCCCAGUCGUUUGGCACUGCUGGUGGUCUGGCAUCAAUGGAAGGGCUUCCCUCACCAGGAGUCUCUCUCUUGGCUAGCAAUGUGUCCUGGGCUGAUGCCGCAUCCCUCCUGCCCUCCUGCUGGCCAAUCCGACCCACACUGAGAAAUGAACUGGACACUUUUUCUGUCCACUUUUACAUAUUCUUUGGCCCUAAUGUAUCAGUACCCCCAGACCGGCCCGCGGUGUUCAGCAUUAAUCUUCUACCUGUGCUGGACAGUGGGGGAGUCCUGAAUCUGGAGAUCCGACUAAACACAUCCUCGGCCCAGGGAGAAAAUCUCACAGUGUUUGGCUGUUUGAACCAUGGGGUCCCUCUGAUCUCUGGGGAUAACGCAACCAUCAGCUGCCACACAGAAUCUCUGUCUGGCUUCUCCGUCUCUGUGAAUAUGGCAGAUCCGGUCAGUCGGCUGCGAAUCCCAUACCCACAAACAGGCACAUGGUACCUUAGCCUGCGCUCCCUAUGUGCCUCUGAACAUGGGUGGCGGCCGUGCAGUAACGUCAGUGCUGAGUUGUACCUGCGCACUUUCCUGUCUCCCUGUAUCAAUGAGUGUGGGACAUACGGACAAUGUAAGCUCCUCCGAACCAACAACUACCUGUAUGCGGCCUGUGAAUGCAGAGCUGGCUGGAGCGGCUGGGGCUGCACGGAUAACGCUCAGGCAUUCACCUAUGGCUUCCAACUGCUCUCCACCUUACUCCUGUGCCUCAGCAACCUCAUGUUCCUUCCACCCGUCCUCAUCGCUCUGCGCAGCCACUAUCUGCUCGAGGCCUCCGUCUACAUCUUCACCAUGUUCUUCUCUACAUUCUAUCACGCCUGCGACCAGCCCGGCAUCGUUGUCUUCUGUAUCAUGGAAUAUGAUGUGCUGCAGUUCUGCGACUUCCUCGGCUCCCUCAUGUCUGUGUGGGUGACGGUUAUCAGCAUGGCCCGGCUCCAGCCAAUCAUCAAACAGGUGCUGUACCUACUGGGCGCAAUGCUUCUCUCCAUGGCGCUGCAGUUGGAUCGACAUGGCCUCUGGAACCUUCUCGGGCCCAGUUUGUUUGCUGUGGGCAUCAUGGCGGUUGCCUGGACCUUCCGGACAAUCCGCCGGCGACACUGUUACCCCCCAACCUGGAAGCGCUGGCUCUUUUACCUCUGUCCGGGGACCCUCAUUGCCAGUUCUGCCGUCGCUCUCUACGCCUUUGUGGAGACAGAGGAAAACUAUUUCUACAUCCACAGCAUUUGGCACAUGCUUAUUGCCGGCAGCGUCGGCUUCCUCCUGCCCCCGCGUGCCAAGCCGGAUGGGAGGGUGGCGCCACUGAGCCGCAGGAAGGGCUGUGGCUACCAGCUCUGUGUCAAUGAGCAGGAGGAACUGGGCUUGGUAGAUCCCGGGUCUGUUUCUAUAAACAGCAUCUGUACCAGUUGACAGAGAAGACAAGGCCAUUGGGCGGGGACAUGUCUGUGGGACCAGUGGAUACGGCCCAAAGGGACAGAACACUGCUGCCUCCUCACUGCAACCUGCUCACUAAUCCUGCCGUCCCACUGCCACUUGGUACUGGGGAUGGAACGGGCAACAACUGGCAGUGAUCCCCUGGGCUACACUGGGUUCCUUCCCAAGCAAAUGGAUUCUUACUCUAAUGCCAAAUGAUCAGAUCGUUGCUCUAAUGCAGAAAUACCUCUUUAUGGCACGGCCCGCGGGCCUGCUCACUUUGUCCUUUCUGUUUGUGUUUAUAAGGGAUCCGUGCAAAAUGUCGUCCACUAAGUGGGAUUUAUGGGCCGACACCCAGAGCCGCUGCCUCAGGACUUAGCAGGACAGACAGGGACAAGGGGGGGCAAUGUUUUAUCUGCUAUUGGGGGGUGGGGGGGGACAAACAGGGACAACGUGCUUGGGAGGUCUGAGAAUACUGCCGGCUCUUUAUAGGGAAUGAUAGAGCGCCAGUGGAACUUAUGGGGUACCUGUAGGUUUGGGCCCGAGAGGGCACAGUGGAACUUAUGGGGUACCUGUAGGUUUGGGCCCGAGAGGGCACAGGGGAACUUAUGGGGUACCUGUAGGUUUGGGCAUGAGAGGGCACAGUGGAACUUAUGGGGUACCUGUAGGUUUGGGCAUGAGAGGGCACAGUGGAACUUAUGGGGUACCUGUAGGUUUGGGCCCGAGAGGGCACAGUGGAACUUAUGGGGUACCUGUAGGUUUGGGCAUGAGAGGGUGACCUGUACAUGACAGGGUGCCAGCUGAAGAUUGUGGGUGCUGGGUGAAAGGGCACCCAAACAACUAAUGGCUGGGGCAGAAAAUGACCCUGAUAUAGAGGGGCAGGGGGUACAGAGAGUGGGAAUGUAGCGGUGAGUUACGAGGUUAAGAGGUAAAGGCCCCAGACUGGGCCACGUUUAGCUGAUAGAGGGACCCGGGUAGGAUUCAUCUAGUUCCACAUAUGGGUUGGGCUGAACCAGUGGGAAUGGGUCAUGUGCUUCUUCUCUACUGUCCCAUUAGCUUCCAGUUUUACUUCUUCCUUCCCCCCCCCACUCCCCUGUCAGGGGCCACAGAGAGACAGAACCUUCCCAGCACAUCCCAGUUUGGCCCAGUACGGCCCAGGCUUCCACCCUCUCACCCUGCCUCAUCCCUGAAUGUACCACGGACUCUGUGUCGGUUUCUGAGGGUUUAUCAGUAUUUUUUGCUCAUGUGAAUUGAAUGAAAACUUCCAAGAUUAAACCAAAAAUGUAAUUUCUAAAUGAAAAAA